AAAGCUACUUGGCGAGUCAGUCAGGCGAAAGAACUGCUUUUGAAGAGAGGGACCAUUACGCCGCUUUUAAAGCUUAUCAUUCCGCUUCGAUCCGUCAUAACAAGUUCAUCGGCUUGGAAAAUAGAUUAGGGGAUACAUCACUUUAAAAUGGAACAUCUCAGAUUUACUUCGGUUCAGAGACGCAUAAGGGACAAUCCAGUCAGUGCUUUCAUAUUCCGACCUCUUACCAUAUGGAGGGUGCUAACUCUGAUCAGCUCCAUUAUUGUUUGUGUGACACUUUUAUCUGAAGGAUAUCAGCAUCUGCCUACUUCAUCUUUCCUGAAUUGCACCCUAAAUGACAACAGCACAGCCUGUGAAUAUGGCAUUAGCAUUGGCAUUUUUGGCAGCAUCGUUUGUUUAGUAUUUUUCAUACUGGAUAUCGUCAAGCCACUGUUUGAAAGGAACUUGAUUAAAAAAGUUGUCAGCAUUACCGAUCUUUUCUUCUCUGUUCUCUUUGCCGUGCUUUGGAUAUUUGGGUUUUGCUACCUUACUCACGAGUGGUUUAUGUCAUUGCCUUAUGUGUUUGCCUUCGGUAAAAAGGAGACAGAGACUGCUAUUGCCUUUUCUUUCUUUUCAAUUCUGUGCUGGGUUAUUUUGAUAUAUCUGGAAGUUUUACAUUUCCGUGAAAAAUACCGUGAUGCUCGCAGUAUGUCGAUGGCGUCACUGAGAAGAAGCAAGUUCCCUGACAUCGGCAGAGUUGAAGAAAUUGCAGAGCCUCCAAGUCUACCAUCACCCACCAUUGUUUCUUUCAUUAUUCCUUCACCUGUUACAGAUCCAUUCGAUGAGUAAUAUAUGGCAAUGAAUGUGUAA
This is a messenger RNA of Xenopus laevis (African clawed frog), 849 nucleotides long. It is a transcript of the gene syngr4.S, whose product is annotated as synaptogyrin 4 S homeolog. NCBI's taxonomy places the organism in Eukaryota, Metazoa, Chordata, Amphibia, Anura, Pipidae. Bases 148 to 828 code for a protein of 226 amino acids. The record is from RefSeq and is a predicted model, not a curated record. The transcript is spliced from 5 exons. Gene Ontology annotation, cellular component: synaptic vesicle membrane; neuromuscular junction; membrane.